Porites lobata is the source of this 7862-nucleotide messenger RNA. The record is from the annotation of a GenBank genome assembly. NCBI's taxonomy places the organism in Eukaryota, Metazoa, Cnidaria, Anthozoa, Scleractinia, Poritidae.
GUUGUUAAGCUUGUGCCAAGACCGAACCACUGCCAGCUGGAUGUUAGUAUCUUUUUUUUCCUUUUUGUGUACUUUGUUUUCAUUGAAAUCAAAAACAGAAGCGUUACAAAUUUGAUGGGAACAUCAUCCUUGCGUGGUUUUGACCUAGCUUGCUCAUGUUUAACUUCUUGUCUUGUUUCAAGGUGGAUGGGAAUUUCGGCGCUUAGCACUCGAAGCAAUGGCAACUUGACAACGUGUGGUGGAGUUCCUGACUUGUCCUCACAGCAGAGAAACGUCUGCGAGAAUAAGCCGGACCUGAUCCCUACAUUAAGGCAAGGGGCCAGUCUGGGGAUCUCUGAGUGUCAGAAACAGUUUGAAAAAGAGCGCUGGAAUUGUUCCACCACCAAUUCCUCGUCCGUGUUCGGCGAGGUCAUAAACAUAGGUAAGUGAAUGCCGUUACUGAUUAGAACACUUGUAAAGUUUCCCCGAUGCCCUAACAAGCUUCAUCUCUCUCGUGACAGGAAGUCGAGAGGCAGCCUUCGUGUAUGCAAUAACAUCAGCUGGCGUAGUUCAGGCGGCCAGUAGAUCGUGCCGGCUUGGACAUCUCGCUGAAUGCGCAUGUGAAACGCGAAGAAAGAGAACACAGCCAGCGAGGGGAUGGGAGUGGGGAGGUUGUAACGAUGAUAUCAACUUUGGAAUACAGUUAUCCAAGAUGUUCGUCGACGCACCUGAGUACAGUUCGCGCGGGGGCAUCGUGGACAGAAAGAUGCGCUCUCGAAAAAGGGCAAGCCGAUAUCUCAUGAACCUUCACAAUAACGAGGCAGGCCGACUGGUAGGUUAUUACCAUUACUUACUAUUUACUUUUAGUUAAAUUACACCGAUCUUCGAUCCGCGUUCUUAAACCUAAGAGGAACAUUUGACGUGGGAGAUUAAAAACAGCUGGCUCAGCAAAGAUUAUUGUUGUCAGCCCUUCAGUCCAAAUUGCGCAUGUUUAUAGUCUAAGUAUGACUUUUCCCUAUCGAGUUUAGAUGGUUAUCAGUUAUUAUACCAAUGUGAUUUCAUUUUCAAUAUGAUCCUUUAAUUGUCCCAGUAGUUCACACCUAAGUUAGGUUAAUGAGAAAGUUGCCUUGCGGAAUUCUGUCUUUCCUUGAUUAAAGCCAAUAUUUUCCAGUUCUUUACUUAUACGACCUCGCUGAAGUUCAGAGUUCUGAAAAAAGAAUUUUGAUACAUUUCGUAGAUUUUUCGAAUGAAGAGCUCAGUGAUGGUAGGACUGCAUGUAAUAAGAUUAUAGUACCUGCUAUUAGUUUUGAUAGUUUUCAAAGGCAUAUCACACUAAAGCCUGCAUAAAGAGAUACUAAAUAGGCUAGGAGGGACGUGUAAAUGGCUCUUUCUUUUAAAAGAAGUUGCUUGCAGUUUUAUCGUCCAUCUCUUCAUGAUUUAAUGAGCCGAGCAUAUGGAUCUUGUUUUGGUCAGCUCUCAUAUAGUCAUUUACUAAUUAAAUAGGUCUACAUUCUUAGUGAGAUGGAGCCAUUUUGAGAUAUGUAAAAAAAGUUAGCCGAAUGAAGUUGAUAUAGUAUGUUUGUCGUAGCACGGGCGAGUUCGCUAUUUAUAACAUUUGAUGAAUUUUUGGAGAGAAAUUCUUGUUAAGAAGUUUUUUUUGCGUGCAUUUUAAACUUUCCUGCUAUGUCUGUGCAAAUCACAAGGAGCCAAUCACAUAUCAAGUUCCCCAUUAAUUGUUAGCGUGGUAAAAUUCUUUAGAAAGUUUACUCAACGCAAUUAGGUUUAACUUGAACGGGUAAACUGCCUCCUCUUUGCUUCUCCGUCCACAAAAGUCGGUCCUUCGUCCAGCGAGAUUUAUUCCCCAUCUUUCUAGUCAUUGAAUGUACUGGUUUCCUUCUCCUUUUCGCCACUAACAGAAUUAGCUGUUAAACACAUUAUAUUAGGUGAAAAAGAUAGCCUACGUAAACGAUUUUGCAAGUGGUUGUAACAUUCGAGCUGCAUGGCGGAUGUGGAGUUUCCCGUGCCGCACAAGUCGCUGCUAAUUUAAUUUUACCACAUGUUAGAUAAUUAUAACAUCGUCCAGUUUCGAAAUGAUUACGUCUGUGACUGUCGAAUGUGAAAAAUUUUCGUCUGGUUUGGUGAAAUGCCCUUCAGUUGUAAGGGUCCAAAUCAUGAGUUAUGGUCCCUCCCUAGCUCGUUAUCGUGGGUUCCUGCAUUUUUGGCUCCUACCCUCGUGGAAUAAUUCAUCAAAGAACCAAUGUGUUUUGCACGUGUUUCAAGAGAAAAUAGCAUCGAACUUGUUUUGCGACUCGUACCAUUUGGAAGUUUGCUAGUUUCAGGUCAUAGUUACAUUCGUUGAAUUUAUCUGCGGGGUACAGCGAAAACUCAGCAUGACUUAUAAUAAAUUCAGUUUCGCCUACUAGUAACUAUUUGUCACUAUACGCCUUUGCAGAGUGUAAAACGUUGACCUUAGGCCAAACAAAACAAAAGGAUUAAGGCCCAUUCUAAAGUCUUCGUCUUAAUAACUUGUUACCCUUAUGUCUUUAAUUUAUUCCCGGAGCCCAAAUACUUGUGUAACAAGCCGGUCUGUAACAGUGACUAUUGAGUACACCUUCAAAGAUCACAAGCACAUCCAAUUCCAUCUGUUUGGGGUUGCCACGAACUUUUCUGAUCCUAAACAAUUUAUCACUUUUAGCCGGGGGUUUCUUACGUUCGUUGCUAGUUACAACAUCUUGUUUUAAAAGCCGUCUUUAGGAAUAAAGACUUGGUAAAAUACGGAGCAACACCUAUAAAUCAGUUGACAUAACUAUAUAGAGUUAUCAGUUUUAAUUUAAAAACAAAUCACAAAUUUUAAAUUUAGCUUAAGCGAACAAAGAACUGGGAGGAGCUUGGAGAUCAUGUAGCCUUUUACACCUCAACAGGAAUAUUUUCCGAUUUCAAUCGAUUUCAACCGGCUCUUUUUGUCGUUUAGUUAUCUGCGGCAAAUUCGAGUUCUUGCUUCUAGUGACUAUCCUUUUGCGUCAUUCAUAAACAUGUGAAAUAAGGAUUAACGAUGUUUUCUGAGGAGUUUAACCGAUGUUUACAUAGUUGGACAGCCGUACUCCGUGCUCUAGAACUUAAAAGGGUUGUUGUAUUGCAAUUGUUUUGAAGCAUUUCAUAAUUGUAGUCGUUUGUCGUUAUGUGACUAAUAACUUUAAGAUUUCGGUUGUUGAGAUCUCGUAAACAUAGAAUAAAUAGCCUUCUUUUGACUACACUGUGGUACGUGAUUCGUUAAACAACAUUGUACUGUCAAAUCCUGACCGAUGCUAAUUCGAUUUUUGUGUACUUUGGAGGGAUUUGAUGUUAAAACAGCGGCAAGGAAAGCGGUACGUCGGAUAUUGCGUAUUGUUUAAUUUGUUGCCGCUUGAAGUACGUGCGACACGUAUACUAGUUCGGCCUUUUUUACGUAGUCAAGAUUUGUAUCCGUAUUUUUCUAGGAUUAGAAUAGAAACAGUUUGCGAUCCAUUCAUCCAUUUAUUAAAUAACUGCAGCAGUAUUCCUGUUGAGAACUCAAUUUCUGUUUGGUAUUUCACACGACUCAAAGCAGAACGUAAGCGAUGCGCUAUUAACAAUUACCGCUUAAACCUUCUUUGAUCCGGGAGAAAAUGACUUUGUUAUUACGUCUUCAAAUCCCAUAGCAAUUUGUUGUUAUUAGUCAGUAAUUCAAAACCUUUCUCGUGGUAUUAUUUUCUCCUACAAAGUCUCUAGAAAUGUUGUUCAUUUGUCUAUGAAUCUAUGGUUUCUCCUUCAUCUUUAGUGACGUUCCCAAACCAAAUUUUGUGUAAAUCAUAGUUCUGUGAGAGUGAGGUAGCGCAUUUAAUCAACGCACUAUGAGCCAGGCCAGGCUGAAAUUUUCGUUCUUUUUUUCCUACUGUUUAUGCCCCACAACCAUUUUUUUCUUUUAUUUUGCUUUUGAAGGAGCAUCUUCGUUACUCUCCAUUUGUUCACCUCUCUUUGUUAACUUAUAUACUGGAAAGAACCGAACAACCCAGUUAUGCGGAAAUAUGGGGGUCGGCUGGGUGAGGUGUUGGGUGCCGGCGUAAUUAUCAUCAUAGCCGUCAUGAUAUUAAAUGUUUCGGGUGCGGCAUUUACUGUAAUCGCGCGGAACACACGAAAGUGUGACAAGGGAAAUUGAUAAUUACGUGUUUAAUUCUGUGUUUUGCUGUUUCUUUAACGUGGUAAACAUUCGCUUCCGUGUAGGCCUAAUUGAUUGCUUGAUCUAGCCAGUACCCUUGCUGGGUGUAAAGUCAUUCUUGUAUUGUAGUUGUUUCCGAAACUUUUCUUGUGGGCGUGGCGAAUUUUGAAUUGCUUUAUAAAAUAUAAAAGCAACCCUGAUGUUGGUGUCUGUUCCCUACAAAGUCUUUUGUGUUUUCUCAGUCAUAGGCGGCAGAACUGACAAACUUUAGUAUUUGAAAUACGCGGGGACGCAUCUUUUUGUGAACUGCCUAUAAACGUUUUAUCGGUUUUGUGAUAACCGAGUUAUUCUUGCCGGGCUUUAGGUGUGGAUGAUUGCGCAAUUCAACACUUCCUGCCAUGUUCUUACCAAUGUGACUCCUCGCUACUGUUAAUUGAGAGAGAGCGUCCUGUAGAAGUAGAAGGAGUUGGCUAAAAACUCACCCUCUACACAAUAACUUUAGCAGAUAAAAUACUAAAAAGGCUUUACACAAUAACUAAGCAUGUUUGUAGAGGCAGUGAAGGAUUGAAUAGCGGCAUGAGUAACAUUUAACUGAGUACAACUUACAAACCAGAGCGUGUGAACGAAAAGUUGUUCAAUAAAUUAUGUAAGUCUGUGAAAUUUUGUACUAAGUAGGUCCUCUGAAACGUCAUCCUCUUAUAUUAAACAACAGGUAAAGGAACGAUAAAAGUUUUUGUAUACUGAUUUAUCCCACGUUUUACUGGGUUUUCCAUUGUCAUCUUCAUUUUGUGCUGAUGCGCCAUUCUUAAUCGAAGAAGCGUGAGGUUUUGAGUCUCCUAUCCCUUUAAGCAGAAUCCGUAAAUAUUGGCCUAUUGCAUCCGUACUAAACUAUUUUAAACAGAGUUUCUGAUAACGCGCGCUGCCCAGAGUAAAAUGGUGCGUUUUAAAAUAGCGGGGUUGCAAUACUUUUCGUGCAGGUGGGCGAUAACGGAGAUUUAAAAUCGUGAGGCGCCAGUACAGAUCGGUGAAAGCAAUUGGAAAAACACGAGUUUGUUUCCUAUUCGAUGUAGCUGGAGUCUAUUUAUAAGGGUUUGUUUAAAGAGUUAUGUGCUGGGAAAAGGCUAGCACCGCAGUUCGCUUUUUUUAAAAAGACAAAAAUUGAUAGCAGAUUAGCACGUGAGGUCACAAUUUCGAUUUGUAAACCACCAGAAAACCACGCCUUUGGAAGAUUAAUGGUUCUCGAACGAUUCUUAAUAGAUUCUUUGUAAAUUGGCCGGAUUGGGUGGUCUCAAAUUAUGUUGAAAUGCCCACGACUUGAAACUUUUCCAUGCAGAGUGACUGGUAAAUUUUACGUGUAGCUACAAUCUCAGGCAAAAACCCCAAGACGCUUCGUAAAUUUUCGCUCCCUUUUCUCUCUGCCUUAAACAGGGAAAAUGAUUUUUUGGCGAGAAAUCCGUGAAGACUAUUUAUACAAUCUAGAAUUUUCUCGAAAGCCUUCACGUAUGUUAAAUCACUACUUUCUUUCGAUUUCAUUUUCCUAUUUGAUUCACCUUGUUGGGAUAAUUGAGUCGUGACUGAAGUGCUGAACUCCAUGCAUUUCGUAUAGUUUUAUUUUUUUUAUCGUGAUUUUACACUGAUAGGCAUCAGCUAGAACGUCUCUCAUUAAUUAGGAAUAUGUGACAGCUCAUUUGACCUCCUAACCAAUAUGCGAUAUUCGGCUCUCAUAUCAUUACGUUGUUUCCGCGUUAUUAAUGUUUUUCAAGUUGAAAUUAAAAACAUACACACCGCAAUCUUUGCGUUACACGCACGAAGAAGAAACUACGCGUAAGGACUGUGAGCUUGCCUGUAGUUAGGUCUUAGUUUUCUAGACCUACACUGUCCGAACGUCGAGUCCAGGCCGCGAAGCAAGCGAAAGAGCACGACCUAGAAAAUGAAAUAGAAUCCUUUACUUGAUAGUUAGCAUAUGUGUGUAUGCUUCUUUGCACGUGCGAACAAGGAAAAACAAAUUUGUCAAAUUUAUAAGCGCAAACACCAGCACUAAAGACACUUCUUUUUCACUUGACUCCUCUUUGCUCUUUCGCUAUCUUAACCUUUUAGACAUUUUAAUAAGGGCGCCAGACGUAGUGGCAAUAAGUUUAGACGCCUCUGCGUUUGCCUCAGUGUCUGUUGGUUCUGCGUUAGUUACGGACCUUAAGAUCAGAGGACGGCACCGGCAGCGAAACGUCGCUUAAAAAGUUCUUUCAAUCUUCAGAUGUACAUGUAGGCGAACUCUCCUUGAGUUGAAUUUCUAAGAACCAUAUCGAAGUUUAGAAGGAAAAAGAAAAUUUUGCCAUGGCUUUUUCGUGUCCUCCACAAAACGUGAAAUUAGACUUUUGCACGGUUUAGUCGUGCAAAAAAGCAUGAUGUUCGUGAAGAGUUGUUGCUUUGCUAAUCAAACCUAUUGGUUUUUUGAAGUGCACCAUAACGGUAUUCAGAAGCUUGCUUUCAGAGCGCUAGCUCUUUGUGGGCCGUGUAGGCUUUAGCUUUGUGGUGGUUCUCUUGGUGCAAACACGGUAACGUAAAAACAAUCAACAACAGCUUCAUUUAUUAGCACCAGCAGAGGAUACAAUUGUAGAUUGAAAGACGAAAGAAACGUAGUUAAUUCUACCGUUCCAUCAUAUCUUCAUUUCCUUAAAUUUAGCUGUGUAUUAUUGUUAUUUUAAUCGGCAACACCUGUACAAAAUGGUAAUACUGAAUAAACUUGUUGUUGUUGUAUCAGUAUGUGCGUGUUACAUAUAAUCUUGUAUCAAUGACCUUGUUCUACACGGUUUCUGACACGGUUCUUUGACCAAUAAAAUAACUAAUCCCGAAUCACGAAAAUCAAAAUUUCAUUUCAGUUUUGGAGUCAUGAUAUUCAGCACGUCUUUUUUCAUCUUCCGGAGGUCUCGAAACUGAAAAUCACGAGAAAAGAAAAAGUAAUGAAAUCACGCAAAUCGACUACCAACAGGAAUUUUUCUCGGGGCACGCUCAGCUUUUUGGUCACGGAAAAAGAAUGAUUUACUAAAUUCACGAUUCACGAAAAAUAAAAACAGCUAAUCACGCAUGACGAAAAUUUCCCUUCACUGCUCUCUUCACUCUCUUUUCACUUUUCUUAGUCAAGAAUAACCUAGUUGGAAUGUGGACUAAGCUUUGGUUGAUUCCGUAUGUUUGAGUGUUUGAUAAUAUUUGAUAACCUUUAGUUCACAAUUGUUUACAAUUGUCCAUACAGGCAGUACAAAGUUUGGUCAGCAAUGAAUGCCGUUGCCAUGGUGUUUCAGGCUCCUGUGCGGUGAAGACCUGCUGGAAAACUGCACCAAGCUUUGCUAAAGUCGGCGAUGCUCUAAAAGCCAAGUAUAACGAUGCCGUCGAAGCGAUGGUCAUCAAAAAGAAGAGGCGCCUCCGAAGGAAAGAGAACAAAAGGGUCCGAAUAUCAAGGGACACGCUGGUGUACCUCAACAGCUCGCCCAACUACUGCAGUCCCAACGCCAAGCUGGGUAUUCUUGGGACAUCCGGGCGAGUGUGUAACAAGACCUCUCAGGGAAGAGACCGAUGCGAUGACCUGUGUUGUGGGGGAGGUUACAAUACUCAGGUAGUGCGUGAAGUAAACAGGUGCCAAUGCAAGUUUGUUUGGUGCUGUUACGUGACUUGCAAAACGUGCCAGCGAAUUUAUGAUCGGCACACUUGCAAAUAA